AUUAGCGAUAGCAAUAACCAAAGUUUACCUGUGCAGGAUCCCGGUGGUUUUCAGCAAGCGUUUUUAACAGAAUCCGACGUACUGGUGCACCAUGUUGGAAGGUUGGUACUGCCGCACAAUGAACGAGGAAGCACGCCAACAGAGUGCUCUCAAUACGACCGCUGAAACGACGCCGGAGAAAAAUGAUGCGCCGGAAGCAGAAUGCGAAAGCACCAGUCCAGAAAAUGAUAGCGAUGAUGGCGCCCUCACCAACCCUAACCUCAAUCAUUCAGCAUUUUACUGUGGGUUGAAACAUAAAAUGAAAAGACUCAUCAACGAAACUGCGUACCUUGAAAACAAGCUGCGCAAUGCCCAACGCCGUCUGUUGAAAGCAACGCGCGAUAGAUCGUUUCUGCUCGACCGGCUGCUUGAGUACGAACGGCCGGAGUUAACAUCGUCGGAUAGCGAUGACAGCUAUUCAUUGGUGGAUGGAAGGCAGCCGGUUUCAAAAAAACGAAAAAUUGAUGCAUCUGUACCAUCUGCAUCUGCACCAAAUACAGCGGGAACCGAGCAAGCUCCAGGGCAAACGAAAGCAGUUCCUGGACAAACUGAUUCGACCACUUCUCAGGUAAAACGAAGUAAGAAAGAUCCCAAACGACAGCAGAAUAAACCAACGAAUGUGCUACCAUCUGCAUCACGCUGCCCGUUCGAGCCAUUUGAUACCUGCAGCGAAACUCGCCAUCUUUACUAUGGAGGUAUUUUCACGCAUAUCAACCAGAAUCCUUUACUAUCCAGCACAUACCAACAUACAAUCAGUUAUCCAUCGACACUAACGUCAAUACCAGAUGUUCAGUCGACACCGACGGAUCUUUUGGCGCCGAGUUUCGAUACAAACUAUUUGCCAAAUCCCAUUCAGUGCGAAGCAACUGCUACGGAAAGGCAACCAACCAAAGAGGAAAUCGAGCGACACCUUCAGCUUCGGCAAGUAAUACCGGAAGUUGUACCGGAGGGAGAGCUGCCUGCCGAAAUGUUCAACAACAACCCGUUCACUGAUUCUAUCGAUCAGAUGGUUGAUGCGACUACAAGCGAACUGCUUACCGAUUGAUCUUCAAGUGCUGCGUUAACUCAUCACCUUUGGGUGUGUGUUUGGAAAUCAUUUGAAACACACCAAAUCAGGUACAUAAUUUUCCUUACGUUUGAACUAACUAACAUGUUAUUGGAUUGGUUACCUUUUUUCACCUUGUUUUCUACCAAGGCUAUCACUAAGAAGCUAAAGUUGCAUUAUCUUUUCAAAGAGAGGCAAUGGUUAUUGUUUGACUACUUAGAAUGUUUUUAUCGAUCCUUUGUUGAACUUAAUGCUCAUUUGAUGAGACGAGGAAAUUCGAAAAGAAAAAUUGUAAAUUUCAACUUGUUUUAAAGUAAGCGUGCUUAUGAAUUUCAGUAGAUCUCUCUGAGAUGCCGAAGUAUACUGAAUUUACGAAUCUAGCUCGUUUGUAUAAGUUCCCCGAUGAGUCUUUCGCCCAUUAUUCCUUAGCUAUUCUAUAGUUUUUUUGUUUAUGUGUUAAUCAAUUGAUUGAGUUAGAAAAAUAAUUUCAAGAAAAGUGUCUAGCUAAAACUACAUCCUCCUAGAUCAUUUACUUUUCUACGCAUUAAUCGAAGCAUUCGUGAGACGAGGCAAUUUGAAAAGGAAAAUGACAAAUUUCAACUUGUUUUAAAGUAAGAGUGCUUAUAAAUGUUAGUAACUCUGAGAUGCGAAGGUAUAUUGAAAUUACGAAAAGUUCUAGUAUAUAUAUAUAUAUAUAUCAGUGGCGUCUCGUCCACCUGAGCAACCUGUGCACUGCACAGUCAUGAAUUUAUAAAAAGAAUCACAAAAUUAUUUGUUUAGUUAUGGUAUUGUAAUUUCCACCCGCAAUAGUUGCGUUCAAAAUCUUUUUAACGCUUUACAACGUUGCGCUGGGCACUUCUGCUGGUGCACCGCUGCUACAAACGAGCAUCUUUAAUCAAAUAAGAACAGUUCUCUUAACCACAGUCUCAUAAUACCAUCCUCAUUACGAACGGUGAAGAAGCGGUAGUUUUCUUAUUAGCAAGAGUCAAAAUCCAGUUGGAAAGUCGAUCAGUUUUGUUUACGGGUGGGCACUUCAGCCAGUGCCCUAGGCAAUCGUAUAUGUACACAUUAGUUCUCUCGUGCAUGUGUUGAAUGCGUCCAUGUGAAAUUGUCGAUGUAUAGGUGCCUUUCCUGUGCACAUUAGAUUGUACCCAGGCCGGACCCGAGGCGAGUCUCACUUACCAAAUAAGAAUUUGAUUCACAGACAUUGACUAACCGCGGAUAUAUUUAUCGAGUAGAUAUUGACGUUCGUGAAGUAAAUUUGGAAGAAAAUAAAACUUUGGAAUAAAAUCGAA
Anopheles coustani is the source of this 2379-nucleotide messenger RNA. RefSeq lists its product as uncharacterized. Gene Ontology annotation, cellular component: nucleus; Ino80 complex. The coding region runs from base 92 to 1084 and encodes 330 amino acids. NCBI's taxonomy places the organism in Eukaryota, Metazoa, Arthropoda, Insecta, Diptera, Culicidae. Gene Ontology annotation, biological process: chromatin remodeling. The transcript has 3 exons. The record is from RefSeq and is a predicted model, not a curated record.